Messenger RNA from Blepharisma stoltei, 1390 nucleotides. Lineage: Eukaryota; Ciliophora; Heterotrichea; Heterotrichida; Blepharismidae. The record is from the annotation of a GenBank genome assembly.
AUGCUAGGCAGAUUAGCUCGCAGUUUCGCUACCAAAAGAAAAACCACCCAACUCAAAGAUAUGCUCCACAGCAAUGAGCUUCAGUUUAUCAUGGAAGCCCACAAUGGUAUGUCUGCUGUCAUCGUUGAAGAAGCAGGCUUUAAAGGAAUUUGGGGAAGUGGCCUUUCUAUAUCUGCCCAGCUGGGUGUUCGUGACUGCAACGAAGCUUCAUGGACACAAGUCCUAGAUGUCCUGGAGUUCAUGUCAGAUAGAACAUCAAUUCCAAUUUUGCUUGAUGGCGAUACUGGAUAUGGAAAUUUCAACAAUGCCAGAAGACUUGUUCAGAAACUCGAACAAAGAGGAAUUGCAGGUGUUUGCCUUGAAGAUAAACUUUUCCCUAACUCAAUUAAUUGAAUUUUCUAAUAAUAAACAAAAUAAAUUAAUAAUUUAAAAAAAACUGAAAUAAGGGCUAAGACAAAUUCUUUAUUAGAUGGAGCCAAGCAGCAACUUGCUGAUAUUACAGAAUUCAGUAAAAAAAUUGAAGCUUGCAAAGAACAAGCAAGUGAUAAAGAUUUUGUAGUUGUUGCCAGAGUAGAAGCUUUUAUUGCAGGAUGGGGUCUUGAAGAAGCUGUGAGAAGAGCUGAAGCUUACAGACAGGCUGGAGCUGAUGCUAUCCUUAUGCAUAGCAAGUUAAGUGAACCUACUGAAAUCCAAGCUUUUAUGAAAGAAUGGAAUCGCAGACAUCCAGUUCUUAUUGUCCCAACGAAAUACUACACAACCCCUACAGACAGUUUCAGAGAGUGGGGAGUGAAUAUGAUUAUUUGGGCUAACCACAACAUCAGAAUUGAUUAAUUAUAUUUAAAGUUCCGACUCCUUCAGAACUAAUGCCAAUUUUAAGCCUAACAAGUGAUUUCACUGGAUUCCGACUACAAAAUGGCAUAUGCACCAUAGUGUCUAUACUAAAUAAAUUCCACCACCAGCCGAGCCAGUGCCUAAGACUGAUUGCCUUGCCAUGCCCUUUCUGACUCAGCUCCGGCGAUUCCACUUAAGGGUCACCUUCCUUGGGUAUGCUGAGUGGAGAAACCUUUAGCGUCUUGAGUGCACUUGGAGUAGUCUCCUAGUCACACACAUCUAUAAGUUAAACCGCUAUUGUUGUGCAGAGUCUUCAAACCAAUAAAUAAAAUCACAUGAGGGAGAAAAUUAAGGAAGCUAAUUUCUCUCGAAACGAAUGCCAUUUUAUUUAUACAACAUCAGAAGUGCAGUGAAAACUAUGCAGCAUACAACCAAACUCAUCUAUGAAAAUCAAUCGCUUGUCCCUAUAGAAAAGGAUUGUGUGAGCGUUAAAGAGAUUUUCAGACUGCAAAAUAUGGACGAGCUUAAGAAAGCUGAAGAUAAAUAUCUUAAAUUCUAG